AUAAUAGGAGAAACACGAUAAAUGGGCGCCAGUUUGUGGCCGAGUGCUGAUUGGUUGUUGGCCACUUCCGGGAGAAGCGCUCUUCAUUUGAAAAGUUUACCGUUGGAAGCUAGGGGCUCCCGAUCGCCAUUGUUAAACGGCGGCGUCCGCAAUGUUGAUAAAAGAGGACUUUAAAGAACAUUUUCCUACUAGGAGUUUCUAAAUAAAAUCGGCCUUUGUUUUUGAAAGCUCCAACAUGGCUCAGCGUGUGGCUAUAUCCGAUGGGGGGAACAAGAAGACGUCCAGGGUCCGAGUAGCAGUUCGUCUGCGACCCUACAUGGGCAAACAAGACGAGAAAGCUGAGGGUCCGUGUGUCAGAGGCCUGGACUCCCAGAACCUGGAAAUAAUCAACUGGAGAAAUGCAACAGAAACAGUCAAAUACCACUUCGAUGUUUUUCACGGUGAACAAACAACACAGCAAGAAGUUUUCCUCUCAUCCGUGAAGCCCAUUCUACCUCAUGUACUGAAUGGACAAAAUGCAAGUGUGUUCGCGUAUGGGCCAACGGGAGCUGGUAAGACACACACCAUGCUGGGCAGCCAGGAGCAGCCAGGCGUGAUCCCCCGGGCUGUUCGUGAGGUCUUCAGUCUGGUGAAAGCUAAGGAUGAGGACGAAGGAUGGGACUACAGCAUCGGCAUGUCAUAUUUGGAAAUUUACAAUGAGAAGGUGCUUGACCUUCUGUCACCAAACUCCCAGGAUUUACCCAUCAGAGAGGACAGGGACAAAAACAUCCUCAUCCCCGGCCUCACACACACAACCAUCACCUCCUUCUCAGAUUUUGACAAACACUUUGUCCCUGCCACACUCAAUCGUACUACAGCUUCUACCAAACUAAACGAGCGCUCCAGCCGCAGCCACGCCAUCCUGCUUAUCAAGGUUGUACGGACCCAGCGUGUGCCUCCUCGCCGACAACAAACGGGCAAAUUGUACUUGGUGGACUUGGCCGGGUCAGAGGACAACCGGCGCACCGGCAACCAGGGAAUCCGUCUGAAGGAGAGCGGUGCCAUCAACCUGUCCCUCUUCACACUCAGCAAAGUCGUGGACUCCCUGAACUCUGGAACGUCAGUCCGUGUGCCGUACAGAGAUAGUAAACUGACACGGCUGCUACAAGACUCUUUGGGUGGUUCGGCACACUCAGUUAUGAUCACCAAUAUCGCACCAGAGUACAAAUAUUAUUUUGAUACCUUUACUGCACUCAACUUUGCGGCCAAGUCAAAGCUCAUCGUCAACAAGCCCUUCACCCGGGAAACUGUUGCUGUGCCAGCGAUACCAGCGAAACGCGCCAGAGAGGAAAACGAGGCAGGAGGGUCUGGCAUUGAGCCACAGAGGAAGAAACAGAAAGAGCAGAAGAAACUCCAACAGGAUGGUUCUUCGCCCGGAAAUAGCUACAGUCUUUCAGAACCGUCAGUGAUGGACAGACUAAUAGCUCUGGAGAAGCUGAUGAUGACCUGCCAGGACAAAGAUAGACUCGACGUUCUGAAGGAUGUGGCCCAAUCUCGCAAAGAGAUCCAGGAGCUCAAACAGAAGCAAAGGGAGUUUGAAAGCAAGGCCAUGUUAUUCAGACAGCAAGCAGGAGAAGAGUCGAAAACAAAACACGAGCCCGUCUUCAAGAACAACACGGCUCCGCUGCAGAGAAAGCAGUCAAAUGCCACAAAACCCAAUAAGCAGCAGGCUGUGGUCCUACCGCUUCAAGUGUCUCGGCCACAGCCUCUUCAGCUGCCUGCAGUCGUCAUGAAACAGUCCGUCUGCGUCAAGAAGAAAGAGAAGCAGCUCUCAGACCUGGUUGAGCCACCAGAUGGUAAAGAGAACAUGAAGGAAAACGCCUGGGAGUCCCAACUUGAUUCGUCUCUGUUGGAGCAGUCCAGACAGAAAAUCCUGCAAAUUCUAAAUAGCGGCUGCUUCAAGGAGCUAAAAGGUCUGCAGCAGAUCGGUGACAAGAAAGCAAAGCUCAUCCUGGGCUGGAGGGAGAUCCACGGCCACUUCGCAAAGUUGGAAGAUCUGAAAAAGGUGGAGGGUAUGACAGAGAAGAGAUUUUCCUCCUUCAUGAAGGCAAACAUCGUGAGUUCCAUAGGAUAUUGAUUUCAUCAACACCACGUCAAAUGUAUAUAAUUUUUUAUGUCAAAGCUUUUAUUUGCCCUUACUAUGCUUGGUUUUAUCAUGUUUUUGUAGUUACCUCUAUGCUCCAGAUGGUGGCGCACUGAUGCUUUUUAAUAAACCUUUUAUGUUA
Messenger RNA from Mugil cephalus (flathead mullet), 2264 nucleotides. RefSeq names its product kinesin family member 22 (gene kif22). Bases 236 to 2116 code for a protein of 626 amino acids. Gene Ontology annotation, biological process: microtubule-based movement; mitotic spindle organization; DNA repair. Lineage: Eukaryota; Metazoa; Chordata; Actinopteri; Mugiliformes; Mugilidae. The record is from RefSeq and is a predicted model, not a curated record. Gene Ontology annotation, molecular function: microtubule binding; microtubule motor activity; ATP binding. The transcript has 13 exons.